This is a messenger RNA of Saccharomyces eubayanus, 552 nucleotides long. It is a transcript of the gene ARF3, whose product is annotated as Arf family GTPase ARF3. Gene Ontology annotation, cellular component: cytoplasm. Bases 1 to 552 code for a protein of 183 amino acids. The record is from RefSeq and is a predicted model, not a curated record. Lineage: Eukaryota; Fungi; Ascomycota; Saccharomycetes; Saccharomycetales; Saccharomycetaceae. The transcript has a single exon. Gene Ontology annotation, molecular function: GTPase activity; GTP binding. Gene Ontology annotation, biological process: intracellular protein transport; vesicle-mediated transport.
AUGGGUAAUUCAAUUUCAAAAGCUCUAGGCAAAUUAUUCGGCUCAAAAGAAAUGAAAAUAUUGAUGCUAGGUUUAGAUAAGGCCGGUAAGACGACGAUACUGUACAAAUUGAAACUAAACAAAAUUAAGACAGCUACCCCCACUGUUGGAUUCAAUGUCGAAACCGUUACUUACAAAAAUGUGAAAUUUAAUAUGUGGGAUGUAGGCGGGCAACAACGACUAAGACCCCUCUGGAGACACUAUUUCCCUGCCACUACUGCAUUGAUAUUUGUGGUGGACUCUAGCACUGAAGGCCGUAUGCAGGAGGCCAAAGAGGAGCUAUAUAGUAUCAUUGGGGAGAAAGAGAUGGAGAAUGUGGUACUACUUGUAUGGGCAAACAAGCAAGAUUUGAAAGAUGCAAUGAAGCCCCAAGAGGUUUCUAAUUUUUUGGAAUUGAAGCAAAACUUGAAAAAUCAACCCUGGUGCGUAAUCGGUAGUAAUGCUUUGUCCGGACAGGGUCUUGUGGAAGGGUUAUCUUGGAUUUCCAGUAACUCAGACGUUCCCAGAAAAUAG